GCUAGUAUCGCGUGUUUGGGGAUGUCACGGAAGAGUUUCGCGCUUGCGCUCUGCAUCCGUGGACCAAAAUUUUGAGACAAGUGUAAGCCGUGUGGUAAAGUGCGUCCAUUUUGCGAGGAUUAUCGAGUUUUAAUACAAUAAUCAUGACGUGCGGAGCGCAAUGCAUGUCCCUAGGCCCGCCGCCAGAUACUAUCCUGUAUUUGCCACCACCACCGCUACCGGCGUUCGUCGCUAACGUUGCGAACCUGACUCCACCCUGCCGCACAUCGAAAUGCCCACCGCCGAACAACGAGGAGAACUCCUUGUUUCCGGGCGUGGAAUAUCAUGAGCUGCCUAGACACGUGGCGGGUGUUGCAGAACCAGGCGGUGGAGACGAUACUUGGCUGCUCGUGCUCGUCACUUGCAGCGUAGCUGUUCUCUGCAUCGCUGCACUGCUGGCGAUAUUCCUGUUUAGGUGCCGAGAGUUAUCCUUGUACAGGUCCCGAAGCGGUUGCAAGAGCAGCUCAGGCAAGGCUGGAGGCUCCAACGCGCUCUACGGAGGCGCAGCUCUCGACUCCCGCGUCCUCUGGGCCGCCCUCACACCUAGGGGCACCCGCCACUUUGUUGCCGACACCUACCCCCAUGAUGAAACUGAAGAUCAUCACUACGAGUGCGUCGAACCUCCACUUUAUAAGUUGGGUCCGCCAGAAGACCUCGCUAUAACGCGGCAUUUCAACGUCGAAUACGAAGAUCCAGCUCCAUUGAUUGAAAGCUAUGCUGACCGCACUGAGGAAUACUUCAGAAACGGCAUGGAAACCCUUCGCAGGGGAAGACCACUGGUUUCCUCUCCUACCAGAAUCGAACGACCCAACUUGCCACCUCUUAAUCUCCAGCCGAGGACCCUCCGCAGGGCACCGCAUUCUCGACGGGUGAGUGACGCCAACAACCCAGAGAAAGCGGCCAUCUGAACCGAGGGUGGCGCGGUCUUCUCCGUCGCCGACUCUACCGAUAUCGACUACGAUUGGCAACCUGACACCGCCAACGUCGAUCGACUCGUGUAAACUUCCAGGACGUAUAGGCAGCGACAUACUAAAGAGGAUUCCUGACGACGAAUACCCGUACUCUAGUGCAAGAAUUGUGUGUGCAAGAAUUCUAUAAACAUCUACCUGUCUCCUUUCACCCUUCUAAGGUUGCCGUUGCCUGUAUUUUCAACUAUAUCACUCAUCAUUAGUGUGAAGGAAAAUGUUAUGAGCCGCUUAUGCGGCUGAUGGACCACUUAAUUCAUAUAGUUUUAGUUUUCAGUGAAUGCAAAGCUUGAAGUGCAAGUUUAUAGUGAACAACAUUUUCAGUGACUGCGUUCUGUGUAAUAAUGCUCUUUAGAGAUAGGUAUAUAUUGCUGGCAUAAUGGUGAAACGUUAUGAUUAUAUUGCGUUAAAACCAAGUAUCUACUUAUGGCCUGGGGGCCUACCGCGAAAACCGAAAUUCGCAAAUUGCUCUUUUACUCUUCGUAAGACGUAAUCAGAGUGACAGAGAAAAAUGCCCGCAAUUGACGAAUUUCGAUUUUCCCGGUAGCCGCCCUGUUUCCAUACUACGCCACACACACCAAUCCUUUCCAAUUUAAUUAAUCUAGCAGGAAAGGACAGAAGGUAUACACCAGUGUUUGAAAACUGGUGCUGUUUUAGCAGCAUGCAUUUAGGUAUUUCUAUGCAUUAUUUUAAAAUUAAUUAUUUAACUUAUUUAUACCAAACUGUAAAUACCUAGACCAUAGAUAUUUUAUAAUUUUAAUGUUUAACAGCUGUGCAAUGUAAAAUGCAAUGCCAUUCUUUUCUAGUCUUAUUAGGGACACGUCUUACUGAUACUCUGUAGUAAAAUUGGUGGGGAACCCUUUAGCCUUCUAUCACUUUGUUUAUUGUUUUUGAAGUAGGUGAAUUACGGCUCGAUUCGAAGAAUGAGAUACGAUAUAGAUAAGUUCUGGUUUAGAUAAGUUCUCAUUUAGAUAUCGUUUGUGUGUUGUAUAAUUGACAGAAGCAGCUAGAUUCGGGCAACCAAUAUCACUUUGACGUUAGAAAUAUCAUAGAUAGAUGAUAUUGGGAUCACAGCGGAAUCGAAAUAAACGUCAAUUUUGACAUUUCGUUUAGCUAUCGACCCGUUAAAGAUCUUUCCAAGAUCUUAAACGUGUCUUAAUCAUUCUUCGAAUCGGGCCGUUUAGCUUGUGCUGAGAAGUUUACUAUAAAUUCGAUGUUGAAAUGAAAACUGCUAGCUUCAGGUUGAGUCCUACCGCUUUUAUCCCAAUAUCACUUAAAGGGUUAACAUCAAUGUUUCUAGUCAAUACGUAUAAAUGUCACAAUGUAUUUUUCACAAUAGUACCCUGUACUCGAUGUCUAUUUCUACUCUAUAUUUAAUUAAUACUGCAAUUACUGCACUAAAAAAACGUAACGUAUUCAUAUAGACGAAACUGCGUAAUGUCUGUGUUUUACAUUUUGUAAUGACUGCCUUUUAUACGUAUCAAUAAAUCAUUGUUUUACUCUUA
Messenger RNA from Cydia pomonella (codling moth), 2509 nucleotides. RefSeq lists its product as uncharacterized. Lineage: Eukaryota; Metazoa; Arthropoda; Insecta; Lepidoptera; Tortricidae. Bases 144 to 947 code for a protein of 267 amino acids. The transcript has 4 exons. The record is from RefSeq and is a predicted model, not a curated record.